AUGCCGCUAUUGGUAGCAGAUGCUAGGCAACGUGUACACGAAUCAGAAGAAUCUCCCGUCGCUGCUAUGAAGAAACGACCAAAGAGACUAGACGAUGCAUAUGUUAUGUGGGUUUUUGGAUUUUUAGGUGUCCAUCAUUUCUAUCUUGGAAAUAUUGGUUUUGGUUUUGCUUAUUUGUUCACCAUAGGGAUGGGGGGAGUUGGUUGGCUAGUUGAUUUUUUCCGCAUGCCUGUGCUGGUCAGAAGAGCUAAUACACAUCCUCCAAGUCCUUUCAAGCAUCUAGAUAGUGCUUACGUCUUAACUUUCCCGUUAGGCUUUCUUGGAUUGCAGCACUUUUAUCUAGGCAAACCGGGCUUAGGUCUUACCUACUUAUUGACGUUUGGGUUAGUUGGCAUUGGAUUUUUGGCCGAUAUUAUCCGUAUGCCAUUCGUGGUCCGCGAAAUCAAUGAAUCAAUCGCCGCUGACCAAUUGAUUACUGUUACAGUUGACGAAAAUACCGAGAACCAAAGCGUUAAUUCUAACAUAAAUUCUCUUCAGGCUACCAAUAUACCCUAUCAAUCACCGCAACCACCAACUGAUUUACCUAAUGAACAAGCUAAAUCUCUGUUAAUUACCGAAACUAGUGCAGAUACGAUUAACGCUGCAGCUGCUCCGCCACAACAUCAUUUGCCUGAGCCUUAUGGCCCACCUCCAGCAUAUCAAUCCAUUGUUGAUGACAAUACUCCCGAAAUUCCCCGUAGAAAAUAG
Molecule: messenger RNA, 747 nt
Organism: Trichoplax adhaerens
Lineage: Eukaryota; Metazoa; Placozoa; Uniplacotomia; Trichoplacea; Trichoplacidae
Exons: 1
Coding region: 1-747 (248 amino acids)
Source: RefSeq, a predicted model, not a curated record